Molecule: messenger RNA, 2358 nt
Organism: Lampris incognitus (smalleye Pacific opah)
Lineage: Eukaryota; Metazoa; Chordata; Actinopteri; Lampriformes; Lampridae
Product: ankyrin repeat and EF-hand domain-containing protein 1-like
Exons: 13
Coding region: 1-2358 (785 amino acids)
Molecular function (GO): protein binding; calcium ion binding
Source: RefSeq, a predicted model, not a curated record
AUGGAUCCUACACAGAUGAGGCGAGUGGCAAAAGAUCGUGUGGAAAUCCUCCAGGUGUAUCGUCUGUUGCAGCUUGUUCAUAAACGAGACAAGGCCCAGAUAGAGAGAUUCGUCCGUCUGGGUGUUCCCAACCUUGUUAACCUGACAGAGCCCAGCGAAGGCAAGUCCGCUUUGCACCUGGCUGCCGCUGCCAAUGACACAUAUAUGGUCUCCUUUCUUCUCUCUCAGGGGGCCCACCCCAGUGUGCAGGACAAGAAGGGCCGGACCCCAGUGAUGCUGGCUGCUGAACUGGGCCAUGACACCACUGUUGCCCUGUUAGCUGAGAGCGAUCCAGACAUGGAUAUAUUAGACAACGAAGGCAAAGGAGUGCUGUUUUACUGCAUCUCUCCUACCAAACGUCGCUGCCUGCAGGUGGCACUCAACAGCAAAACCAACGUCAACAAUGUGUCUCUGGCAGGGAUGCCUCUGUUCCUGUUGGCCUGCCAAAAUGCUCGCGAGUGUAGCAGCAUGUGUCUCAGCAUACUGGAGAGGGGAGCCAAUCCCAAUGCUGUUGAUGAGAGAACGGGUGUUACAGCUCUGAUGGAGGCAUGCAGGGCCGGGGCUGUGGACCUGGUCAGGGCCAUUCUACAGCUGAGAGGAAACCCCAAUGCCCAGGAUAAAGAGAUGAUGAGUGCUGCCCAUAUGGCAGCUGAAGGAGGCUUCUUUGAGGUGAUAGUGUUGUUGUCUGCAUAUGGAGCAGACCUCGGCAUGGUGUCACUGAACCUCACUAAUGCUCUCCACCUUGCUGCAGCUGGAGGCUUUGCAAAAUGCUGCAGGUUCUUGGCUCAACGAGGCUGUAAUGCUAAGCAGAGGAACUCGGAGGGUCUGCUGCCUCGUCAAAUAGCCAAGGACAAGGCCACUAUCAAAGAACUGAAGAAGGCUGAGCGUCUGCAGGGAAAUCUGUCAAAUCCCGACACUGUGGACCCAAACGAGCCCUGGAGGCUGUUGCUCCAUGACUGGUCCUGUGAGCACCAGGAGGCCUUGCGUCGUGCCAUGGAGUUACUGGAGGAGGCAGAAGGUCCGUUGGAUACCAUCACCAAGGACACAUUUAUCACAGCCAUGAAGGAUAACAAUGUGCCUGUUAAUGAUGACCAGCUCCAAAUAAUCAUCCAGGAGCACGACAAGAGCCGUGAAGGUUUGAUUAAUAUCACAGACUUCUUCAAGGGAGUCCACUUUCUGCAGAAGGCCUACACCCUCCCAUCCUAUGCUCCUAAAAUGAAGAAGGUGGGUAAAGGAAGGAAGGCGGCAAAGAAGGGGAAAUUUGUCCUCCCCAUGCCCAUCUGUGUGCUCCCCCCAGCACUCAACCUCCGACGCCCAGACGGCGGCCCGCCCCAGUUCAUGAUCGAGAGUUACCAGCUGUACACUGACAAAAGGCGCUUUGACCGGGACCAUCCGCCAUGCCACGCCAUGCAGGAUGACUCACCUUGGUAUAUAGAAGAGCCUGAAAAGGUGUUUGUCAGCAUCAGCAACUGUGUGAGAAAAGCUGACAUGGAGUCCCUGAGCUUGGCCUUCAGUCAGGGAGUACCAGUGGAUAUUAAAGAUCGCUACUACAAAACACCACUCAUGAUCGCCUGCAGCAGCGCAAACCUGGAGGUGGCCAAGUUUCUCAUCAACCUGGGUGCUGAUGUGAACGAAUGUGACCAGUUUAACUGGACACCACUUCACCACGCCUGCUACGCAGGCCAGGUGGAUAUCAUUGAGCUGCUGGUGAAUUCUGGGGCGCAGGUGAACGCAGUGACUAUGAAUGGAGCCACCCCACUCAUGAGGGCCAUCCAGAGUUGCAGGCUUUCCUGUGUGGACUACCUGAUCAAAGCUGGCAGCGAUGUACAUGCCAAGAACAAGAUGGAGCAGAACAGCUUGGAUAUUGCCAGAACCUACGGUGACAAGAGGAUUGCUGAUCUGGUCCAUAACAAGUUUGACAGCCUGCCUAAGCUCAAGGAGCAGAAGGGGAAAGGUGCAGGGAAGGUGAACAAAUCAAAACCUGCCAAAGCCAUAGCCUCUGCCUCUCUCAGCACCAAAGAACAGGAGACUGAAGUUCCAUGUCUGCCUCCAUCGAACCUGAACCUGAAAGGCUCCCUGAGAGAGAACAUCAUAUUCCUCAACACACACAUCACCAGCACAACUGCCAACAAGCACGACGUCAGCUAUGUGCCGAGAACAAUUUGGGGUAGGAAGCUGAUGGGUAAUGCUCAGAUGGCUGCCAGGAGGAAGGAGAGCAGCCAGCAUGGAUCCCGUAUGUUGGACUUGGAUGACUCCACGAUGCCUUUGCCCGACAGCAUGCUGGAGAUGUCUCAGGACCUGGUUAGGGUGGAGGACUAG